This is a messenger RNA of Cynara cardunculus var. scolymus (artichoke), 1018 nucleotides long. Its product is annotated as nudix hydrolase 18, mitochondrial-like. Gene Ontology annotation, molecular function: pyrophosphatase activity. The record is from RefSeq and is a predicted model, not a curated record. The transcript has 5 exons. Bases 161 to 709 code for a protein of 182 amino acids. Gene Ontology annotation, cellular component: cytoplasm; nucleus. NCBI's taxonomy places the organism in Eukaryota, Viridiplantae, Streptophyta, Magnoliopsida, Asterales, Asteraceae.
AUCUUCUGCUCCUUCCAACUUCUAUAUAUAAUCUUCCAUAUCUCCUUCCCCCCAUCACUCAGAUCUCCAAUUUUCUGAUUUCGCUUGCAUCCUAAUUCAUUUUCAGUCUCCAAUUCGGGUUCUAUUUCGAUUUCGUAACGAGUUCCAGGGUAAAAUAUAAAUGGAAUUGAAGAACAUGCUAAUUGUUGCUCGUAGCGGACGACAAUUGCAGCGUUACAACAAGGGACGUCGUCAAAUCGUCGGAUGUAUUCCUUAUAGAAUAAAAAGCAACAAGGCAUCAGGGAAGAAUUUAGAAGAUGCAUUAGAAGUUCUUCUGAUUAGUGCACAAAGGAAAGGGAAAGGGAUGUUGUUUCCUAAGGGAGGUUGGGAAUCUGAUGAAUCCAUUAAGGAUGCUGCUCUAAGAGAAUCUGUGGAGGAAGCUGGGGUUCACGGAACGGUUGAGCGCAUAUUGGGUACAUGGCUCUUCAAGAACAAAGGAAACGAUAAAUAUUACGAAGGGUACAUGUUCCCUUUACUUGUGAAAGAGCAAUUCGACUUGUGGCCCGAAAAAGACAUUCGCCAACGAGUUUGGGUGAGCGUACCAAAAGCUAAAGAAGUUUGCCAACAAUCUUGGAUGAAAGAAGCAUUGGAUUUGCUUGUAACCCGUCUCGAAUCAUCUCUAACCAAGAUCGAGGACGACAACAUUAUCGAUCAAAAAAGACCCUUGUGAUCGCAAGCUUACUAAAACAUAGCCUUACAUGUAAAUAGGACACAAUUAUUGAUCAAAAAAGAUUCACAAGAUCAAAACUCUCAGAUUAUGUGGGACCCCCACUAGAUUAUUCUUCAAAAUAGUCCUUGAAAAAAAAGGAUGUUGAGAUACUGCAUCGGAGUAGAAAUGUAAUUUGGAGAUCACUAACUUUUGUUUCUGUUUUACCUUCUUCUUCGUCAUGGUUUCCGCACUCAUGAAUGGAACUUUGCUCUAAUAUUUUUGUGGUGCAACUUGGUUCAACAUCAAUGAAAGUUUCGUUAAUUUCAUUCC